Vigna umbellata (rice bean) is the source of this 1032-nucleotide messenger RNA. Its product is annotated as zinc finger protein ZAT5-like. Lineage: Eukaryota; Viridiplantae; Streptophyta; Magnoliopsida; Fabales; Fabaceae. The record is from RefSeq and is a predicted model, not a curated record.
CAUCUGUAAUAUAAGACUUCCAAGUUUGGAAACGCAACUCUGGCAAACCCAAAACACGUUACUAUAGCUAUCAUAGGUACCCUUUUCCCUCUACUUCAAACCAUUCUAAAUAUUAACUCCCACUCUCUUCAUUGCGCUUCUUCCAUUCUCUCUCUCUCUCAUCAACAUCAUCUUCUUCAUCACCAUGCAAAUGCAAGAGGAACACAUGCAAAUCAUCAAGGGCAAGCGCACAAAGCGUCAGAGGCUUCCGUCCCCACUUAGGUUAACCAUGUCAACAUGUUCCACCGCAGACAACUCCGCAGCUUUUGAGCCUCCGACAACCUCAGAUGAAUUAAGGAACGAAGAGGAUGAAGACUUGGCCAAUUGUUUGAUUCUCUUGGCUCGAGGCCAUAGCACUCCAAAACCCUCACACGGCAAAGAAUCCGGGCUAUAUGUUUACGAGUGCAAGACUUGUAACCGAUGCUUCCCUUCGUUUCAAGCCCUCGGUGGCCACAGAGCCAGCCACAAGAGAUUUUCCAAGGCUGGUGCAGAAGAAAAGCAAGUUACUACUUUUGGGGAUAAUAUUAGUAAAAUUAAUCGUGAUGAUUAUUGUCUCACCUUACAAUUAUCAACGGUUUUGUAUAAUAGUAGCAACAGCACUAGGAGUAGCACCGUUAAUUCUAAAUCUAAGGUUCACGAGUGUUCCAUAUGUGGGGCAGAGUUCUCGUCUGGGCAAGCCUUGGGAGGGCACAUGAGAAGGCACAGAAAUUUUCUGAGUUCACCUUCGAUUGGGGCAAUUGCAUAUGCUGGUGAUAGAAUCCCCGAAAUUCCAGAAAUCAAGAAACAGAAAGAUGUUUUGAACUUGGACUUGAAUCUUCCGGCACCUGAGGAUGAUCACCACAGAGAAUCCAACUUGCUUCCUUUUCAGUCCAAAGAAAAAGUCAUUGUAUUCUCUGCAACUUCUUUGGUGGAUUGCCAUUACUAAAAGCUCAACUCUUUCUUCACUGUUAACCUUCAUUAUUGCUUUUUCUUCUUCUUACGUUUAGCCAUGUA